AUGGCUUUCUAUUUGACGAUGCACUCUAUAGCAGGAACGAGCCAUUGGAUCCACGAUGUCGAGGUGACAAAUCGCGACGAGUGUGUCACUGUGAAGUCACCGUCGACAAAUAUCCUCGUCGAGUGGAUCUGGUGCAACCAGUCCGGUGGAAGCGCUAUUGGGUCUCUUGGCACUGAUACGGCCAUUGAGAACAACCUUUACCGAAACAAUUUCCUUUCUCAUAAUACUGCUUAUGGACUUGACGUUGACCAGUAUUGGUCUGGACAGUCGCAAGCGGAUGGAGCCGGUGUGCAGCUCAGUAACAUCACACUUGGGAUGGCUCGGCCGUCGACGGAGUGCAACAUCCGCCAAUCCAGUGAGGCGGUAAACAAAUGUCAGAGUGCCUUUGGAACGGGAUCAUGCCUCAAAUCCGGUACUAUCGACAAUUACAAUGUUAUAACAACGACAGUGUCGAGGACACCAGGUUUCACGUCCCUACCAAAGCUGUCCGGAGAUUUAUCCGAAGAAUUUGCUACUGAUGCGUCGAUUCCGAUACCGGCUAUUCCGUCAACAUACUACCUCGGUCUGCCGCAAAUUUCUCCGCCUGCGAAGACCCCUUAG
Messenger RNA from Fomitiporia mediterranea MF3/22, 600 nucleotides. Its product is annotated as pectin lyase-like protein. The record is from RefSeq and is a predicted model, not a curated record. NCBI's taxonomy places the organism in Eukaryota, Fungi, Basidiomycota, Agaricomycetes, Hymenochaetales, Hymenochaetaceae. The transcript is spliced from 5 exons. Bases 1 to 600 code for a protein of 199 amino acids. Gene Ontology annotation, molecular function: polygalacturonase activity. Gene Ontology annotation, biological process: carbohydrate metabolic process.